AUGCUGCUGUCCAUUUUGAUAGCUGGUUUGGGAAUUUUACAAGUGGAAUCUUGUGUUUCUGUGAUUCCGACCAAUCCUCCGGCAGGGGGUACGUUUUAUUUUUAUUCUUAGAGCGAAUUUUCAGCUCAAAAAUAUCGUUUUUGUAUUCAUAAAAGGUCAAGUACUGGCGUAAGAACUUUUAAGUGAUCACUAGAAGUCCGAGACAAUUCUAGCUUCCUCAAGUGAACGCUAAAAAGACUCUGGAACUACUUUAGUGAUCACUAUACGACUCAUAGCCGUUUGAAAAUGGAAAACGGGAUUUUUUCUCACUAGAGCACAUUUUAUCGUGAAAAAAAGCUGCGAAAGGAAAAACUGAACCACUGGGUACUAUAUCCGAUUUUUUCUCAAUGGAGCACUUUAGAAGCGGAAAUAAAGGCUUUGAUGGACUUUGAUCAAUUUUUAAAGGAUUUUUUUUCUGUUGAGCAAAUUUUCAGCUGGAAAACUCUAAAAAAAACUUUUUCAACAAGAAAUUCCUCGUUAAGCCUGCACGACAUGUCCGCGGAAUCUGAUGGCCUCCUCUACUGGAAACGUCGCCGGCGUCGUCAGCUACGGUCAGGAUUCUGGAGGCUGCACGACGGCUUCUGUUUCCUGUACGUCGUCUGGGAUGUUCCCGACCACUGCGCAAGCCGUUGCGGUGGGUUUCCAUGAGAAAAAUAACUCCGAAAAAAAAAAUAAAACUUUUUUCGAAAGUUUGUUUACCGUUUUAAAAUUUUUCCGAAACAAAUCUCCAGCAACUGAUCGUUUCAAAAAAUUGUAGAAAUUUAAAUUCUUGAAAAUUGAAACGUUUUUCGAGUGCUUAACAUUUUUCGUUACAUUUUUUAGGUUUGCAGUUGGAGCGCGUUUGUCGGUUAUUUUUCAGCUUCUGAUCAUUCCAUUAAUAAAAAAUCCGCAAUUUCUGGAACCUUUUCCCUUUCAUUUGACGAUUUUCUAAAGCAAUAAUUUUUCCAGGGCGGACGAACAUUGCCACUUGGAACCGGCUGUCAAACCAUUACUGCUUCUGGUAACCAAUAUAGUUUCACUAAUUUAUUUCUUUUUUGGUGCUUCAACAAGAUAAUUAAUUUAUAUUAUUUUAUGCAAGCUUCUCAGGAAAAGCGCUCAAUAAAAGAUCAGUCCAGUAGAGCGAACUUUAUUUAAAACUUUUUUUAAUCGGUUUUUUGUGUAGAGCUUAUUGAGCUUCAAAAAGUUUCCGAGAGAUGAGAUUACAAGAAAAAGCGUUAAAAGGAAGAUCAGUUCAGUAGAGCGAACUAUCAAUGAAUUUUGAAACUUCCAACAAAUUCAAAUUCUUUUGGGAAGCUUUUUCCGAUUUUUUUAGAGUAGGCUUGUAAUAUGUUGAUGAAAUAAGCUUAUUAAGUUUUAAAAUAUUAUUAUUGACAUAGGUAAAAUAGAAAAAUUCCUUCUGGGAGCCUCAGAAGAGCAAAAGCUUCUGACAAAAAAUCUUCUGGGCUCCUUUUUCCUAUCUCCAGAAGAUUCUUCUUGUAACCCCGGGAACCUUCUGGUCCUCUUUCAACAUCUUUUCAUUUGAUAACGUAAAAUAAUGCAGAAGUAAAAUGUAAAAUGUCAAUUGGGGACCCUUAGAAGCUCUUGUUUCAAAAGAACCUUUCGAGGAGCUUUUCCAUCUAUCCCACUUCAAAAAUCUCAGUAGAGCGCACUUCCGACAUCUUUGAAGCUUCCAUUUUUCCACACUUUUCAGACGUCGCCAAGUGCAUUGAUGGCAGUUGGUCGUAUCUUUCUUCCCCAUUGGAAAGAUUCCAAUGUUCUUCCGACGCUACUAUGAACUGCAUGCCUACUGGAAGUUGGUUUUUCCUCAUUUCACUGACCUCUCUGCGCUCUCUCUUCCCUCAACAGCUCAUGAAGUCGCCUAGAGACAAGAGGGCGCAGAGAACUGAGACGGUUGAAAGUUGCAUAGAACAUUUUUCUCCUUUAUUCAAGAUGCACCCGACUCUCGUGACUUGGCCAACUUUGGAAAAUCACAGGAAGAAGAGAAAGAGUUAAAGAAAACAAUUUAGUGCGAAACUCGCAGCGGGUCGGGCGCAAACGGAAUUGUGUUGUAGAGGACAAUAUUCAAUUUAAAUAAAAUUGCACAUGACUUCCGUGACUUGACCAACAGUGAGAGAGCACAGGAAAAAGAGAGAAAUUUAGAGAAAGCAGUCCUGAGCGUAAGUCGCGUCGGGUCGGGCGCAAGCAUAAUCUUCUUUCUGUGUGACCUAACAUUAAACUUGAAAUGGCAAAAGAGCUUCAUAAUGCUUUGAACUUCUCAGCAGAUUUUUCGAAAUGAGCCAUUCCCACUUCAGAUUUCAAUAUUUUAAUAUUAAGCCUGUCCUUCGUGCAACGUCGAGUCGUUGGUCGGAACCAGUUUCCCUCCAACUGCAACCGAUACUCCGGCGACCGCCUUUUUCCUCCGAGGAAUCGAUCCCAUCACUUGGUAUUGACUUUCAAAAUGGGGCCGAAAAAUCAAAAGCUGGUUCUAAAACACAUUUAUUGUAAUAUUAUCUUAACCUGUUGUCUUAUUGAUUUUUUUGAAAAAAAUCCAAAGAGUUAUAAGAUUGAAAAAGGGGUUUCAAAUUACUCUUAAUACUCUUAAAAUACUCUUAAACUUUAAUUUUACCUGAAAAGGCUACUUUUCCAUUGAGAAGUAAUCAUAGGAAAUGGAUUUUCCUGUCGAGAAAUUGCCCGCAAAUGCGCUCCAUGGACAAUUUUCAAAAAUAAGGUGAAAACUUGCUUUUUUGAAAUUUUUUCUGAUCUAACUCGAGUUUUUCUCAUGUGGAAAUGAUUCGGAAUAUGAAUUGGAACUUUAAUUUUCACUUGAACUUGAUUUUGCCCAUGGAGCAACUAUAUCUCGUAAAAAAAAAAAGCCUGGUUCUUCUAAUUUUUCAAGUUCAUAUCAUUAUUCUCUCAAAGCUUCUUUUUAUAAACUUUUAAGGCAUUUUUCUCCAUCUAAACUUCAAAAAAAGUCGUGAUUCUGUACCAAAAGGAAUAUUUCAAAUUUAAAAAAUGAACCCAGGUGCGACACGGCGCAAGUCAACUGUGUAACGGAGGACGGGGCACUACAAACUGUGAGGAUCGAUAUGAUUUCGGUGACUUCCUUGAAAACCCUGUAAAGUACGAACAUUUCCAGGGCGGAGCCACGACAUCGCUUGGAACCGGCUGCAAAGUUGUCAAUUCCGAUCCGAACGCCCUUCUUUGCAAUUCUCAGAAUCAGUGGACUUAUCAGUAAGUUUCUUCGUGAUUUUUUUCAUUAAUUAAGAACUUAUUUAUUUUUUCAGGGGAUCCACACAAUUUUCCGUCCAAUGCCACGCUUUGAUCGCCACCACCUGUACACAAUAA
Molecule: messenger RNA, 3363 nt
Organism: Caenorhabditis auriculariae
Lineage: Eukaryota; Metazoa; Nematoda; Chromadorea; Rhabditida; Rhabditidae
Source: the annotation of a GenBank genome assembly